CAGAGAGAAAAGAGAAGAAGCCAAUAAACAAAUGAGAAGAAAACCCCAGCAAGCCAAACCCACAUACCUUCCUUGGAAGACAUCCAAAGCACCCAUCACAGCAAGCCCAAGCAGCUGUAUAACCCAAGAAUUCUUCUCUCUUUCUCAAAAACCUUUCAUCGCUCCUUUCUCUCCAGUCUUUGCACGAAGACAGGGUCCAGUUCCAAUCCAAAGAGCACCCAGAAAGGCAAUAAAAUGACGGACAUGGAUGGGUCCUCAAAACCCCCACAAAUCUCUGAAAUGUUCCAGAAAUUCGCCCUGGCUUUCAAGUCCAAGACCUUCGAGUUCUUCGCCGACAUCGAAGCCGUCGAGGACUCCGACGGCUUUUACGUCCUUGAAUCCGCCGACGAAGUCAUCACCGACCAGAAAGUCGUGGUCAUCAAACCGGACCCAAUUGAUGGUAACCCUCUGCCCGCACUACCAUCACCAGCACCGCCACAGUCAGUGAUAGCAAGGCCGUUGGGGAAGACCCCGACCAAAACCAUCAAUACCCAGAUGGCCCAGACCCUGAUUUCUUCGAUUUUCGCCACCAUUUCCUCGUUUGAAGCUUCGUAUUUUCAGUUACAGGCUGCCCACGUUCCGUUUGUUGAGGAAAGUGUGAAGGAGGCGGAUAGAGCUUUGGUCUCACAUCUUCAAAGGUUGUCCGAGUUCAAGCAAUUCUAUAAGGAUUGCUGUAGAAACUCUGAUUUUGGUUCUGAUUUGCCAAUUGGGUCUUGCUUGGAAGCUCAGGUGCAAGAGAAUCAGAGCAAGCUGCGCACACUCGGGACCGUCUCGGACCGGCUACAGUUGGAGAUUGAUCAGAAAGACAACGAGGUUUUGGCUUUGAGGAAGACGUUGGGUGAGAUUCAGAAGUCCAAUUUGAAGUUGGCAAAGAGGUUAUCGGGUAAUUUGAAUUCAUGUUGUGAGGUUCUGUUCACUGUUAGAGUAUUUGAUUCUGUUUUACAUGAUGCUUAUAGAGCAACACAUAGGUUUACCAAGAUUUUGAUUGAAUUGAUGAGAAAAGCUAUGUGGGAUUUGGAUUUGGCUGCCAAUUCUGUUUAUUCAGAUAUUGAGUAUGCGAAAACACAACAUAAUCAGUAUGCUUUUUUGUCAUAUGUUUGUUUAUUGAUGUUUAGAGGAUUUGAUUUAGAAGGGUUUGGAGUGGGUGAGAAAGAAUUUGUGUCUAAUGGGCAUGUUUCGAACUCGGAAGAGCAUCUUACUUCUUUGAAGCAGUUACUCGAGCACGUAUCCAGCAAUCCUAUGGAGUUGCUAAGUAUGAAUCAGAACUGUGAAUUUUCAAAAUUUUGUGAGAGUAAGUAUCAGGAGCUUAUCCAUCCAACCAUGGAAUCAUCAAUUUUCAGUAAUUUGGAUCGAUACGAAGCGAUAUUAAAUUCGUGGAAGUCAUUGAGUGUGUUCUAUGAGUCAUUUGUCAGAAUGGCAAGCUCGAUUUGGACACUACAUAAGUUGGCCUUUUCGUUUGAUCCUGUGGUUGAGAUUUUUAAAGUUGAGAGAGGCGUGGAUUUCUCCAUGGUGUACAUGGAAGAUGUCACAAGGAGAUUUAUGUUGCCAGGUAAAACUAGAGCAAAGGUGGGGUUCACAGUGGUUCCAGGUUUUAAAAUCGGAAGGACAGUAAUUCAGUCUCAAGUUUAUUUAAGUGGCUUGAAAUGGACAGACUAGUGAUCCAUGGUUCUGCAGUUUAGGAAAUCGUGGCAAUCGUAGUGGGCAAGACAAUUUUCUUCGGGUAUCCGAACUAGGCUGCCUUGGUUUUCGUUUACAGGCAUGGUUUGUUGGUCAAGUUCUAGUGGUUGAAUUCCACAAAUUCUAUGUUGGAGUUUACAAAUCGAAGAAUCCAUGCUUCUGUCACUCUACAAAGAUAUCAGCUUCUUGCUAUGCUGCUGAAGUAGGAGGUACUGUGGUAUUGCAGCUCUUUUGGAUAUCAUGUGAUAUGUAGCUGUGGUUUGAUCUGGUUUGCAAAUUUGGUUUUCCUUAUUUAUGCUGUUAAGUCAUAUGUAGAGAAAACUGUAUAGAGCCAUUUUUUUUUUGGAGUAAUGCUCUUUAUUAGACUCUUGUACAAUUGUUAUACAACUGGAUGACGUAGCAAUACAAUCAGUCAUUGGAUCAGGGCUUGUAAAAAAAAAUAAGCCCCGAUCUAAGCCUGUUUUUCUGUCAUGUCAUCCAGCCGUUGUACAUGAAUCUACUAAAUAGAAAUGCUCUUUUCUUUUUCUCCCCUUUUUUUUAGGUUCAUCUGACACAAAUACAUCAUGAAAAGUUUGUAUCUUAGUCAGUCACUCUAACAAUUAAUUAUAGUGUUUUGACUUUCAAUUGUAAAUUUUUAAUGCACCAACGAAUGAUUCUAUUCGCCAGCAAGUGUGGGAGAUGUAGUUGUUACAUACUUCUAAGAAAAAAUUGUCAUGUUGUGAAUGGCAGAAGAAAUGUUGCAUUCCCAUCACCUUGUCCCCAUUCUGUUUGCCUGUGGUAAGGGGGUUCAGAUGUUGGACCCCCUGUGUUGUUUCUUCCGUUGGCUUAUUACGCUUGAUGAUGCACUUUGCCUUGGAGCAUCUACACAUAUCAUAGCAGUUGUUUUAUAUCAACCACCAGUAUUGUAUAGGGAAUGGGAAUGGGAAUGACUAUUAAGUUCGUUUUUCUCUGUUCUUUGGAUGUUUGUAAAGAGAGGAAAGGAAAGUGAAAUUAGUAGUUUUUCUUGUUUGCAAGCAUUUGGAAGGAAUCAAAAGGAAUGAUUAUAGUGUAUUAUUUUUCUGAAGAGUUGCAAGUUUUUCUUUUUGGUUGAAAUCUUGACAGGUAGAAACGUAAUUUUGAAAAGAAAUGUGCUUUCCAUUCCAUUCCCCUAAUCCUGCCCCAUCCAAAAUAACUUAAGCAAAAGUGCAAUCCAUUAUCCAUACAGCCAUCAUGGACACUCAUCAAGUCUGCUUGGCCUUGUUUCCAAGAUUCGGAUUCUCGGCAAUUUGCUUCUCGGAUUUCUACUUUUUACUUGUAUAGGACCCAAUGUUUGAGUAGGAAGCGAGCUGUUCGAGGCAUGUUCAGACAGAUGGGCAUCAUAGAAUCUCUCAUAUUUGUUGUCUAAAUUGUUAGCAAUCCCGCAAUAAAAUUACUGGGAUUUUUAUCUUUG
Alnus glutinosa is the source of this 3145-nucleotide messenger RNA. Its product is annotated as protein GRAVITROPIC IN THE LIGHT 1. The coding region runs from base 235 to 1695 and encodes 486 amino acids. NCBI's taxonomy places the organism in Eukaryota, Viridiplantae, Streptophyta, Magnoliopsida, Fagales, Betulaceae. The record is from RefSeq and is a predicted model, not a curated record. Gene Ontology annotation, biological process: response to red or far red light; negative gravitropism. The transcript has a single exon.